This is a messenger RNA of Synchiropus splendidus (mandarinfish), 4609 nucleotides long. RefSeq names its product huntingtin-interacting protein 1-related protein-like. The transcript has 33 exons. The coding region runs from base 700 to 4446 and encodes 1248 amino acids. Gene Ontology annotation, biological process: clathrin coat assembly; endocytosis; actin filament organization. The record is from RefSeq and is a predicted model, not a curated record. Lineage: Eukaryota; Metazoa; Chordata; Actinopteri; Syngnathiformes; Callionymidae. Gene Ontology annotation, cellular component: actin cortical patch; clathrin-coated vesicle. Gene Ontology annotation, molecular function: phosphatidylinositol-3,5-bisphosphate binding; clathrin light chain binding; actin filament binding.
GAGCAGCCGCGGCUUCUUCUUCGUCCUGUCAGCAGCGCUGGCAGGACACCGCGCCCCCUCUGGGCCGGAGCAGUAGGACCUGCAAGCUCAGGAUCGCAACACAGGUGUAUCACGUGACUCUGAAGUCUCCACUUCAGCCGGCAGCGAACACAACCUGAGGUUCUGUCGCUUGGCAUGAGGCUCGAGUGCGGAGCCACCACCUUCUUCCUGCUGAGCUGCCCAUCUGGGAUGAGUCAUGCACUGGACACUCAGAGUAGAGCUAGACCCACACUGGCUGAACACUGACUGAGGUGGUGCUUACUCCUCCUCAAAACAGAUUCUGGUUUGGUCACAUAUUUGUUGGGAGUUUCUCAAGUUCAUGUCUCAACUCUGGUCACAGCAGCUGUGCAUGUGUAUGUGCGUUUGACUUGGUCCCUCCUGCUCGCUCACUCCUCCCCAUUAGAACCGCCCGAUUGUCGGCAGAGACCCCCCUGCAUCCCAGUAAAUCUCUCUCUCAGGCUGCCUGGACCCAGGCUUGCUGGGACCCGCCCCCAAGACCACUGACUGAAGUUAGGAGAAUUCUUCUCUUCCUGUGAGGAGCAUCAGUCACAGACCUUCCAGCCUAGAGAAAGCUCCUCAGCCUCAGACCAGGACCAGGACUCGGGUCUCAGGCCAGGUCAGAAGCUUAUUUGUCCUGUGGAGUUGACUUGUGGCAGCAACAUGAGCAAAACAAAGAACAAGAGUGAGAACAAGACGGAGAAAGCUCUGGCAGCGGAGAAGGAGCAGUUCAUGAAGCAGCAGCUCCACAAUAUCAGCAAGAUCAUGACGACAGCAGAAACACCUCCCAAGGAGAAAUACGUCCGCAACAUCAUCAUGGGUACUCACAAGGAAGGUGGGGCUGGAACCUUCUGGUCAUAUGCGCUGAACCUGCCAUUGUCCAGUCGCUCGCUGGUCAGCUGGAAGUUCUGCUACCUGCUGCACAAGAUCAUGAGAGACGGGCACACCAAUUCAGUCCGAGACUCUCACAGACACUCUCACACUGUGAAGGACAUGGGCAUCCUGUGGGGGAAUUUACACGACCGAUAUGGUCACAUUGUCGCCUUGUCAGCCAAAUACCUGGUUCUCAAGAUGGAGUUUCAUGCCAAGCACAAAGUGAUUCCCGGGAACAUGGAGGCUUCAGACGAGACCCUGGACAGAGAGGCAGGGGUGGACAUGCCCAAAGUGCUUGACAUGACACAGGAGCUGCUGGACUGUCUGGACGCUGGACUCAAGAUGGCCGACACAGUAUUCGCUCAGCUGGAUGCCAAUGGUGCCAAGUCCAACUCACCUGCCGGUCAGUGCCGCCUGACCCCGCUGAUCCCUCUGAUUCCCGACUGCAGCUUCUUGUACCAUUUCAGCGUCCAGCUCCUGUUCAAGCUCCAUAGCCGCAUUGCUCCCGAUGUGCUCCUGGGCCACAGAGAACGCUUCCGGGACCUCUUCAUGAGCCUGACCCAGUUCUUCGACCGUGCCCGCGAGAUGGAGUUCUUCAAGAGUGUGAUCCAGAUCCCAGACCUUCCCAGCGCUCCUCCAAACUUCCUGCGGGCCGCCGCAUUGGCCGAGUACAAGAGGCCCGUGGUGGUGAUGCCUGAUGAGGGGCAACUAGAGGAGGACGAGGUGGACCCGGACCUCAGGGAACAGGCUCAGAUCCCUCAGUACUACCUGCUCAGUCAGAUGAACUUUCCGGAAGCUCUUGCGGAGUCUAGGGAUGAGGGUACCGAGACCCUGAAGAAAGAACUUGAGGUUCUGAAACCAGAACUUCAGCUCAUCAAGUCAGAGGCCCAGAGGUGCGUCACAGAGCUCAAGUCUCAGGUGAACCGUCUGGAAGCUGAGGUGGAAGAGCAGCGCUCGCACAAGCAAGUGGCGCUGGUGGAGAACGAGCACCUGCGCAUGGAGGUGGAGGCACUGCGCUGUGCCAACGUUGCCAACGCUGGAGCGCAGAUCGGCUUCAAGGAGGCGGAUGGUCGUGCUCAGGCUGCAGAACUUCGCUUCUCUCAGUUGAAGGAGAGACAUGCAGAGCUGGUGACGGGUCACGCUGAGCUGAUGAAGAAGAAUGCAGAGACAGUCAAGCUGCUCAGCAGCGCUCUUCAGGAGAAUCAGGACUUCAAGAGGUCCAAAGAGGUUGUGGAGCAGCAGCUGCAGAGUGCACAACAGGACCAGGCCAACUUGCUGAAGCAGCAAAACCAGGAAGUGGAGCGCUUGAACCAAGAGCUGCUGGAGCAGAGAGCAGAGAUGGCGAUGCUGCGUAGCUCACUGGCCCAAAUGGAGCAGGAUGGAGUGGUGACGAGCAGCAAUGUCGCCGCCAUGCAGGCGGAGCGAGAGGUGCUGCUUCGCUCUGCCCAGGACAAGGACUCAGAACUUCUGUCUCUGCGGAAGCAGCUUCAGACCCAGCAGAGUUCUGUGGAUCUGGAGCGGGACCGGCUCCAGAGAGAGCUGGAGUCCUUGAGAGCCCAGCUGCAGCAGCAGAUCAACAUCAACGCAGAGCAGAAAGUGGAGAUAGACCGACUGAGACGAGAACUGGACACCACCCGAGCAGAUCUGACUCGAGCAAACAACCUAUUGCAGAGUAAUGAAUCGGCUGGCAGUCAGAUGAGCAGCACUGUGGCUAGCCUGCAGGUGGAGCGUGACAACCUGCUGCGUGCGGUGAGGGAGCGAGAGGCGGAGCUGGCAUCGCUGCGGCAGGUGCAGCAGAACCUGGUGGAGCAGGAGAAGCAGAGGAGUGGCCUGGAGCUCAGCGGCCUGCGGGCCCAGCUGUACCAGCAGGCGGGUCGAGAGGCAGAGCUGGUUCAUAAGCUGCAGGAGGAACAGUUCAGUCUGUUGCAGUGCGCUGUGGUCGAGGCCGAGGGUAUCGUCCUGGAUGCUGUAUCCAAGCUGGACGACCCCAUUCACGUUCGCUGCAUCAGCUCACCUGAUUAUUUGGUCAAUCGAGCUGAAAUCACUUUGGGGUCCAUCGACAAGAUGCAGCACAGUCACAUGGCUUAUCUGGGAAACAGGAGUGGUAUGUGGGUGUGUGUGUAUGUGUGCGCCCCUGCACGUAACUCUGUCUGUCUCUCUCUCUCCCCUCCAGACACCAGCUCUCUUCUUAGAUCAGUGACUCAGUUCUCUCACCUGGCUGCCGACACCAUUGUUAACGCAGCAGCAACGUCCCACAGUGCCCCCACUGACCAGGCUGACCGUUUGACCGACAGCUGUCGGGACUGUGCCAACAACUGUCUUCAGUUCUUAAAGGACCUGAAGUUCCAGUCCACUCUGACCCGGGCUGACCCAGCAGCCCUCCGUGCCACUGUACAGCGGCUCUUGGUGCUGGCCCAGGAGCUGCGGCCCACAGGUGAGGAUGUGAAGAAGGAGGAACUGGGACAACUGGUGGACCGAGAAAUGAUGGCCACGUCCACCGCCAUCGAGGAGGCCGUGCUGAGGAUGGACGAGAUUCUGACCCAGGCAAAGAGAGAAACGUCCGGCCUGAAGCUGGAGGUCAACCAGAGCAUCUUGGGCUCCUGCUCGGACCUGAUGAAGGCUGUUCACAUGUUGGUUACCUCAGCAACGGACUUGCAGAAGGAUAUUGUGGAGGGCGGACGAGGUGCAGCGUCUGUCCCCGAGUUUUAUGCCAAAAACUCACGUUGGACUGAAGGAUUAAUCUCUGCCUCCAAGGCUGUCGGCUGGGGUGCCACCCAGCUGCUGGAGUCUGCUGACCGUGUGGUUGGGGAUCAAGGAACGUACGAGGAACUCAUCGCGUCGUCUCACGAAAUUGCAGCGAGCACGGCUCAGCUGGUCGCCGCUUCAAAGGUGAAGGCCGACCGCAACAACAAGAAGUUGAAUGUGCUACAGCAGGCAUCGCGACACGUCAACGACAUGGCCGCUGUGGUCGUCACCUCCACCAAGCAUGGACAGCGGCGAUUCUCUGACCACAGAGACAUGGACUUCUCUGGGUUGUCUCUGAUCAAGCUGAAGAAAGAAGAGAUGGAGGCCCAGGUGAAGGUUCUGCAGCUGGAGAGUCAGCUGGAGCAGGAGCGCAUCCGGCUGGGGGAGCUUAGAAAGCGGCACUAUGACCUGGUCCCAGAUCUGUCAGAGGAUGCAGACAGCUUUCCGCCGCCACCGCCCCCGACCUUGCUGGACCCCAUGACUGUGCCCCAGUCCUUUUCGCAGACCCAACCGUACCUCGUAACUGGAGGCAUCACACAGACCAGCCUCUUUCCACAGAGCUACCCUCCGACCCAGACCUACACUCCUUCUCUUCAGGUUCCAAUCCCUCCUCAGUCAUCCAGUCCACAGUUGUUCCAGAGUUUGGGUAACAUGAAGUCAGGGCCAAACACGUCCUCUCAGAACCCCUCUGAGGCCAGCAGAUCUUCACGACGGCACAAUAUCUUCACAAAAUCUGGGAACCUUCUGAAGAACGCAUUCAAGCGAGGAGAAGCCGGUCAGGGAGAGUCGUGAUGGAGAAUUGUUGAGUCAUCUUUGGGUAUGCCAGCGCCUCCCAUCCAGACUUUGUUGAGACUUCUGAGGACAUUUCAGUGUGAUUGACUGGUGACUGAGGGUUGUGAUCGAUGGACCUUCAUAAUAAAGAAUUCUUUUUGGAUCAGCAGUCGAGCUAUUUUUA